AUGCACUUCGCGCUGCCCCCACGCAAAACAUCCCAUCCUCCUCCCUACGUUCGAAACAGCAACCUGACUGCUGCAUCCCAGAGAAGGCGAAAGCAAUUCCAACUCGGUGCUUACUUAGUGUUGGGAAUAUUGACGCUGUACCUUGUCGUCCGAUUUCUUCUUUCGCUCGAUUUAAUAGAAGGGCAUAACGAUGGCGCGACUUCAAUUGAAGGGCCUCAAGAUAUUGUUAUCGUCACGGUGUUCGACGAUGAGACUAUGAGCGAAGACUAUAAGCGGAUAGUGAGGACAAAUCGAGAAGAUUAUGCCAGGAGACAUGGAUACAAGAACUUCUACUCCAACACAACGGCGUAUUUCGACCUCGUUGACCCUUCUCCGUUAUCCUGGUCAAUGAUACCGGCCCUACGGCACGCUUUGACAGAGCAUGCCGCGAGCACCUUUUUCUGGUUCUUGUCCGCCGACGCUUUCAUAACGAAUCCCUCAGUGUCACUAGAAUCUCACGUCCUCCAACCGCUCGAGUCCCUCAUGCUCAAGGACAUUCCUGUCGUUCCCCCGGACUCGGUCAUUCAUACAUUCUCUCACCUCAAGCCUUCCCGCACGCAUCUGAUUCUGUCGCAAGACAUGGACAACCUAGCCCAUACUUCGUUCAUCCUCCGCAACACCCCCUUCAGCACCAAAACACCAGACAAUUGGGCCCAUUACUUCUUAGAUGCCUGGUUCGACCCCUUGUACCGCGCCUAUGCAUUUCAAAAAGCGGAGAACCACGCCCUCGAGCACCUGGUUCAAUGGCACCCCACGGUCCUGGCCAAGUUGGUGCUGGUCGAGCAACGCUGGAUCAAUUCCUACAACUACGCCACACCCCCCGCGAAGGACCCGUUGACCGGCCUCACGCGCACUCACGACAGUAUGUGGCAGGAAGGGGAUUUGGUGGUCAACCUGAAAGGAUGCAGAGAAAGCGACAAGCGCGAUUGCGAAGAUGAAAUGAGAUAUUACUUUGCUAAGUGGGAGAAAGAAGUAGAAAAGCUGGAUGGGAAGAAGCCAGCGCAUAACGUUGGACCUCCGAAACCGAAGGUCAAAGAUGAGAGGAAGAAGACUGACGGGGUCAGAUCCGUGAGGAGGUGA
Fonsecaea multimorphosa CBS 102226 is the source of this 1119-nucleotide messenger RNA. RefSeq lists its product as uncharacterized. The record is from RefSeq and is a predicted model, not a curated record. Gene Ontology annotation, cellular component: Golgi membrane; mannan polymerase complex. Gene Ontology annotation, molecular function: alpha-1,6-mannosyltransferase activity. NCBI's taxonomy places the organism in Eukaryota, Fungi, Ascomycota, Eurotiomycetes, Chaetothyriales, Herpotrichiellaceae. Gene Ontology annotation, biological process: protein N-linked glycosylation. Bases 1 to 1119 code for a protein of 372 amino acids. The transcript has 2 exons.